Molecule: messenger RNA, 4052 nt
Organism: Megalops cyprinoides (Indo-Pacific tarpon)
Lineage: Eukaryota; Metazoa; Chordata; Actinopteri; Elopiformes; Megalopidae
Product: peroxisome proliferator-activated receptor delta-like
Exons: 8
Coding region: 472-2064 (530 amino acids)
Biological process (GO): hormone-mediated signaling pathway; negative regulation of transcription by RNA polymerase II; regulation of lipid metabolic process
Cellular component (GO): nucleus
Molecular function (GO): RNA polymerase II cis-regulatory region sequence-specific DNA binding; nuclear receptor activity; zinc ion binding
Source: RefSeq, a predicted model, not a curated record
UGACGGGGAAAGCAAGCUGUAACUGGGAGCUAAUGGGUCAGGGCGAUCGGGAAGGAAAACAGAACUUCGGAAUUAAAGUUUACACCUCACUCAAACAACACGUUUAUCUGCAUGCAAAUUAAUAACAUUGUCACAGGUUUACAGCUAAUAAUGCGCUGAAAUUGGAAGUGAAGGAGAAACGUAGAAAAUCUCUGCAAGCGAGAACAAGAAGAUAGACAGUGAGUGAGUUCGGCUUGUGGGAAAGUGAUGACUGAUAGAGAGAAGCUAAUGGAUAGCUAGCUAGCGGUACCCGAAGUGUUUUAGUAUCCAUUCAUCCUGCGAAAAUAAUCUGAGGGAAAGCACAUCAAACGGAGACGUGUGAUCAUUUGGUAGUAAUCUGAAACUUUACAGACAGAACCAGGGACAGAAGCAGGGCGGUGAUGCAAGCGCAGUGAUGGAGCGGGGCGAGCUCUAGCGGCCGCACACGGAGCCAUGGCGGGGGCUCGGCCAGCCACUUUGGGAAGUAGGGAGGAGCAGGAUCUGGGAACGGGGAGGGGCAUGGGGCUGGGCGUGGCGGAGGGCGUGGCAGGGCCCCAUGGGGACCACGGCAGGGUGUCGCCCCAGCAGGGAGUGGCCUCGCCCCGGGACGCUGCGGCGUUCGGGGAGCUGGACCCCUCAGGCCUUCUGGAGCUGGGCUCGGCAGAGGAGGGGCGCAGCGGGGCGCUGGGCGGAACGGGGGUGGAGCCGUCCGUUCAGGGGCAGGCCUGGAACGUGAGCUCUAAGGAUGGGGACAGAGUGGAGGCGGAGGGGGAGGCGGAGCCCGGCCCUCCGGAGGGCAACGCCCACAGCACACCGGGCACAGAGAGUCCUGCCCCUGCUGGCAGCUACACAGAUCUGUGUCAGACCUCCUCGCCCUCUCUGUCGGACCAGCUGCGGUUGGGGCGGGACGAUGCUGCGGGUGCGGGGAUCAACGUGGAGUGCCGAAUCUGCGGGGACAAGGCCUCAGGAUUCCAUUACGGUGUACAUGCCUGUGAGGGCUGCAAGGGGUUUUUUCGGCGGACCAUCCAGAUGAAGCUGGAAUACGAGCGCUGUGAGCGGAGCUGCAAGGUCCAGAAGAAGAGCAGGAACAAGUGCCAGUACUGCCGCUUCCAGAAGUGCCUGCGGCAGGGCAUGUCCCAUGACGCAAUUCGGUACGGCCGCAUGCCAGAGGCCGAGAAGAGAAAGCUGGUGGCAGGGCUGCUGGCUGGAGACACCAGCGGUCAGAGCCCUGGAGGCUCCGACCUCAAGUCCUUGGCCAAGCAAGUAAACAACGCCUACCUGAAGAACCUCAACAUGACCAAGAAGAAGGCCCGCAGCAUCCUGACUGGAAAGACCAGCUCCUCUUCGCCCUUUGUGAUCCAUGACAUGGACUCACUGUGGCAGGCAGAGAACGGGCUGGUGUGGAGUCAGCUCAUCAAUGGGGCGCCCCCCAAUAAAGAGAUUGGGGUGCAUGUGUUCUACCGCUGCCAGUGCACCACCGUGGAGACAGUGCGUGAGCUCACCGAGUUCGCCAAGAACAUCCCCGGCUUCAUCGACCUCUUCCUCAACGACCAGGUGACGCUGCUGAAGUACGGCGUGCACGAGGCCAUCUUCGCCAUGCUGCCGUCGCUCAUGAACAAGGACGGGCUGCUGGUGGCCAACGGGAAGGGCUUCGUGACGCGUGAGUUCCUGCGCAGCCUGCGCCGGCCCUUCAGCGACAUCAUGGAGCCCAAGUUCGAGUUCGCUGUCAAGUUCAACGCCCUGGAGCUGGACGACAGCGACCUGGCCCUGUUCGUGGCUGCCAUCAUCCUCUGUGGAGACCGUCCAGGCCUGAUGAAUGUGAAGCAGGUGGAGGAGAUCCAGGACAGCAUCCUGCAGGCGUUAGACCAGCACCUGCAGGCCAACCACUCGGACUCUGUGCACCUGUUUCCUAAGCUGCUGCAGAAGAUGGCCGACCUGCGUCAGCUCGUGACUGAAAAUGCACAGCUGGUACAGAAGAUUAAGAAGACUGAGGCUGAGACCUCACUGCACCCUCUACUGCAGGAGAUUUACAAGGAUAUGUACUAGACCUAACUUCAUCUAAAGACUGGAGAAAGUUAUAUGCUAUUUUUGAAUAUUUUAUUUAUAUUAUAUACACAUUUGUGUGUAUGGGUGUGCGUGUUUCACAGAGCCAGUGACUGAGGUCUGGCCCGAGAUGAGACUGAUGCAGCAUUAGUCUCCUUUUGGGAGACGAGUAGAAUGACUCCUUCCACCUGCUGCUUGCCUUUUUUUACACAGAUACAUGACUAUUUUUACAAGUGAUUUUUAUAGACCACCUCAUAAGGAGUUUUUACAGUAUUUCACUCGCAGCCUCUGUACAGAAUUUUACUGCUGUGAGUAGCAUGUUUGCAGAUGGGUCUGCUGAUGUUGCAGGAUAUUUAUAGGUCUACAAGUGGAGGAUGAAGUUACAGAUCACGUCCAGGUGAAUAAGCAAAGGAGUGUUACUGUGGUGAUAAAAUGCCCCAGAGCGUGCGUGCGGAUGUGUGUCCACGCAUGCGGGCAAGUGCAGUGAGAUGGCUGUGAAGGAGAGCUCUGGUGCUGAUUUACAGCAUACAGCUUGUCUGUCCCCUCCUCUGUCUCCAUCCUGAAGUAAAAAAAAAAAGAUCAUGAAGUAAUGAAGGUAAUAUUGAUCCACAGCAAGCAAAUUGAUCUUUUCAGAUUCUGAAAAGAUCAUUGUGAAAGAAGCACCCCCUCUUACCCCAUGUAAAGGUCUUUCUCUCUGAGCAGAACGGAUGCUGGCUGCAGUUUCAGAUUCAGGCAGGUGUCCCCUGCACUACUAAAUGGGACCUUUCUACACGUCCCAACUCACACUGAUUGCUUUUUCUCACCACAUACUGUUGUAUACUUUUACUCAUGACAGUAUAAACCUUAGAAAUGUUUAUGGAAACCUAGAUAUAUUUUUGUUGCCUAGAUUUACUCUGGGCAAAAGAACUGCCCUUUACAUGAAAGCUCCAAAUGAAUGGCAUUAUCAGACACUUCUACUGUGCCCUCAGAUUUAAUCAACAUUGGUAUAAUUUAAACCUGGGGCCCCCAGAUAUAGUCAGCAUUCAUACAAUCCAAACGUGUAUUUUCAACAGUAAUGAGAGUAUAAAUGGUAAGGACACUGUCAGCACUGUAUGCUGUGAGUUAAGCUAAAGCUGCCAAACAGCCUUUUUCAGUUUAAAGUGAACCUGUAAAACAGUAGUUGUCUUAUUUAUUGGUCUCUGAUUAAGUUAACCGAAACCGUUUUCCAUGUCAGUGUUCUUUCUCUGUAUGUUUGACGCUGUGUGGAUGAGCUGUGACGCUCCAUUAUGGUGAAUGCAGAGCAUAUACUGUCACCCAGACAAAGCCAGAACAUGGCUGUUCCAUUGUCCUUCCCAGGGUCUGGAUUUUAAUUAUUUCCAGUUUAACUCCUCCUCCUCUGAUUUCUUUAGCAUACACUGGUGUGUGAUUGCGGUAUGAUCAUUCAUGCAAAAAGCUUAUUCCAUUCAUGCUUGUCCACGUCAAAAUGUGACCUGGCACGGAGAGACGGCUAAUUCACAAUGUUUCUGUAACAUUGCUACAGAGUAGUCCCUUUGCCAAAAUGUGACACCAAGCUCAGAGGGAACAUUGCCUUCGCCAUCCCUGCACCCAGGCACUUAUCAGUGAAAUUUGAGGGCAGGAUUCUUGUUAUGAUGACUGUUGAGAACAUGAGGUGUGGAGAACUCCUCACAUGGCUGUGCUGUUUGAGAAGCUGCUGGCUUGAGGGCACUCAGACGGCUGGCAGAUUGGAGUGAAGAAAAAGGCCAGCUGUCCAUCCGCUUUACUGCAGUGGUCUGUGCUUUUGACAGUUCACGGGAUCGGGAUGCUGGGUCUCUUCUCUCUCUUUCUCCCGUAGACUGCAUUGGCUGGCUGAUCACUGUGCUACUGUCCUCCAAACAGGGCUCAUCUCAUAACUGACAACCCUUUCUUCCAAUGCCACCUGUGAAAUCUACCUCCUUCAGUUCUCUCCUUCUGGACAAGAUUGCAAUACUCUAGACACAGAGUGGCACUGCCCU